Molecule: messenger RNA, 2243 nt
Organism: Cloeon dipterum
Lineage: Eukaryota; Metazoa; Arthropoda; Insecta; Ephemeroptera; Baetidae
Exons: 6
Coding region: 23-1945 (640 amino acids)
Cellular component (GO): nucleus; cytoplasm
Molecular function (GO): histone deacetylase binding
Source: RefSeq, a predicted model, not a curated record
UUAUUGUCCUCUUUUCAGCAAAAUGGAUCCGCCAAAAAUAUUGCUCUCAGAAUGUUUGAAAAAAUUCAAGAAAAGAAUCAAGGCAGUUACCAAGGUUUCCGCGGCCAAGCUGGACAUUAAGUCAUCUCAGGGCUAUCACAGUCAGAAGCCUGACCUGGAUCGCGGGAAUGAGCUGCAGGGGCGAGAGCAAAACUCCAUUAACACAAGGGUCUUGGGAAACCAUGCAUACAAAGACAGACGUUUUGAGGAGGCUCGUAGACAUUACACCGUCAGCCUGUGUUCUGCGGUCUCUGCUGUCAGUCGUGCCAUGGCCUAUGCCAACAGAUCUGCUGCAUUGUUCCACUUGGACAUGUAUGUUGACUGUUACAGAGACAUUUCAAGAGCUCUUAACACUGGCUAUCCAAAUAAUAUGAAAUACAAACUGUAUGUGCGCCAGGCAAAGUGCUUGAAGGCAUGCGGCAUGAACUGUCAAGAGAGUGUUGACCAGGCAUAUGCAGCAAUCUCUUUGUACAACCCUAAUGAAGAGUCAAAAUUGAAGAAGCUUGUGGAGAGAGACCUCACCGCAGGACUAAGUCAACCUAGGAUCCCUCCACAAGUACCUGUUACUCCCCCGCCACUUAGCUACGAACCUGAUAAAAAACUGCCCUGCUUGUCAAAUGCUGUGUCACUUGCAUUCAAUAAGAAAAAGAUGAGGCAUGUCGUGGCAAACAGGGACUUGGAUAUUGGUGAUAUUGUGAUUGUUGAACAAUCUUUUGCUAGAGUUGUUUCAUCGUUGUCUGAGAAGACUGAAGUUCACUUUUGCUCUUUCUGCUACAAGAUAACCUACUCUCCAAGUCCUUGUGCAAUUUGUGGACAUGUGUUGUACUGCAGUGAAACAUGCAGAGAAAAUGACUGGAUGAGUGUGCACCAUGCAAGCUGCAGGUUCCGCCAGCUUCAAGGCAUUGUCCUCUCGGAGGAACUUUUACAAUACAGACACAACAAUGCAACUUACAAUGAUGUCGCAUUCACUCUUAUCAUCGACAUCAUUUUUCGCUUGGGUGGGCCAGACCUGAUCCUUCAGAAGCUAGAAUCUGAAACUGCAUUGGACUGGAUCAAACCAGAAGAUGCUAUUGCCUCAAAGGACUGUGAGUUGAAACUUCUGAUGGCGAUGACAGACAAUAUGGAGGCAUGCAACAACAAAACUGUUGCAACCAGUGCGGCAGCUGCCGUGGUUCUGGCUGGAAAAUUAGAUGUUCCACAGAAGCACUUUGAGCUAUUUGCCGCAUUCAUCCUCAAACUAAUAUUCGUCAUGAAAAACAAUGCAACCUUGUUGAGUUACACAGACAACAAACUUGACGAAGAAAUGGAUGAGCGCCACUUGGGAAUGGCUCUCUUCAUGGCCAGUAGCUCCAUCAACCAUUCUUGCUUCCCAAACAUGGUCCGAAUCACUUAUGGGUCUUCUGUUGUUUACCGAAUCAUCAGGCCCGUUGCUAAAGGCGAAGAGCUCACUGAAUCUUAUCAUGUUGAUCUCAGCUUCAAUCUUCAGCGGCGCAGGGAAAUUUGCUCUGUGAGGUCCAGUUUCCAUUGCAGGUGCCUUGCUUGUGAACAAAACUGGCCUCACUAUGAUGAUAUGCAAAAACGCUUCAAGACAGACCAGCUGCUACAUCUUGCUUUCAAAAUUGGAGUAACUCCUGUGCCUCACAGUUCCAUUGUUCAGGUGAUGAUGAAAAAGAAAGUAACCCCUGAUGUGUAUGUAUUCAAAAGCCUUGCUCAAAUCCUGAUGCUCAUGCAUCUGUCUGGCUACUAUCCUGAUAGAUUGUACUUUAAACUGCAGCAAAUGGUCAAGUCUCAUUUGCUCGCCUAUGGCAAUGCUGUUUUUGCGGAAGAUUCCAAAGACUUCUUCAUUGGAAGUCAGUGCCAAACAAUUAAAACUUUGUUGGGUGAUGUAAUCCUCGGAAUGGAUUAAGAUAGGUUAAAUGGUUAAAAAAAAUUUCAAGUUAACUCUGCUGCAUGAAGAAUGGAAUAUUUUACGUUACAAAAUGGGCCCAAAUAUAGUUUUCUGUUAUUACAAACCUAUUGUGUCAUUGAAAGGAGCAAAUUUGAUAUUUGAUUGUAAAUCCUAAAUUCUGCUCCAAUUGUAACGUUUCGUGAAUCUAAAAGAGGCUUCGUUUUUCAUUCAAAUCAAAUUUUGUAUGCCCUAUCAUUCAAGUUGCGAAAUAUCAUUUUGUCAUUAAGUUUUGUGUAUUAAAAAUGAAUACACGCUA